Molecule: messenger RNA, 972 nt
Organism: Thrips palmi
Lineage: Eukaryota; Metazoa; Arthropoda; Insecta; Thysanoptera; Thripidae
Exons: 5
Coding region: 54-755 (233 amino acids)
Source: RefSeq, a predicted model, not a curated record
CCUGCUGGACACCUCUUUGGUGGAAUUAAGGUACUGCAUUAAAAAUAUUAACUAUGGUUGCAAACUGGUUACUAAGAUCAGCAAAACUCCACGAUUUAAAAACUUGCACUCUAAUCUUCAAUUUUCAGGGAAAUACUUUAAUAAGGGUACAACGAGCCUUUGAUCACAGCUCUUCUAGCAAAAUGCCAUCACCCUUCUCAACGCUUUUUGGUGGACAGUCAGCGGCCUCAAGACAAUCAGAAAGCUCAGUUGCAGGCCUCAGCUCAAAUGAAGGGUCAUCAGAGCAGCUCCCAAUGGACUACGACGCCAAGAUCAAAGAACUGUCAGAGGAUAUAGAGGGGAUUAAGAAAACAACUCUAACAAUCAAUCAAAAGUUGGACCAAGUAUUGGAAUUGUUGGUGAAAGGGGCGCCGUCUGGUACAGAUAUUUCCAAUGCUGUAACAUUGGAUGAGGAGGACACGACUGAACCAAAACUCUCCAUCCAAGAAGGACAUGUGCACCUUGGGGGUCCCCGCACUCUCAGGAGGACAUGGGCAGAGAGUAUUGUGAGCAGCAACAAGAGCACACUUCAAUGGAAAGUGAGGCAGCUGGUUGAGAAACUCUAUGACCACGAACUUAAGACUAUACCAGUCGUCAGGUAUUAUCUGGAGUUGCCGAUCAAAGAAGCCGACCAAACUCCUGAAGAUGCGCUCUUCCCUGAUUCCUGCAUUCAAGGACUUUGUAGUAAGUAUUUAAUGUUGUUCUCACUUUUAUGAUCAUUACAGUAUUUAAUUUAAUACAAUUUUUCUGUUUCAGACUUCAUUAACUUAACUAAUGAAAAUAAUGCAAAGUCAGUCUUUCUAAAAGAGAAACAGAAGCUAAAAGUGAUAAAGAAUGAAGAAGAACGACUGGAAAAGAUAGAAGAGCUUAAAGUCACCAUACUUGGCUCGAUAGAGCGCCUGACAAUUGUUGAUAUCAGAAAGGUGUUGACUA